This is a messenger RNA of Phaedon cochleariae (mustard beetle), 2181 nucleotides long. The record is from the annotation of a GenBank genome assembly. Lineage: Eukaryota; Metazoa; Arthropoda; Insecta; Coleoptera; Chrysomelidae.
AUGGAUAACUAUGAAGUAAUUCGAACACUGGGCGAAGGAUCAUUUGGUCGUGUUUACAAAUCAAAGCAGUUAUCUACAGGCCACUUUGUUGCUCUCAAAGUGAUAAGCAAAAGAGGAAGAUCUGCCAAAGAACUAAAAGGAUUUCGAAGAGAAUGCGAAAUUCAAAGGCAUUUGCAUCACCCAAACAUCAUACAGAUGUUGGACUCAUUUGAAACAGAGAACGAGAUAGUUGUUAUCACUGAAUUUGCUCACAUGACACUAACAAUGGAAUUUGCUAAAAUGGGUUAUUUGCCUGAAGAACGUGUCCAACAGAUAGUUUUUGACUUGGUAUCUGCUUUGUUCUAUUUGCAUUCAAAUAGAAUUUUACACAGAGAUCUGAAGCCUCAAAAUAUUUUGUUGGAUGUUAACAAUAGAGCUAAAUUAUGUGAUUUUGGUUUUGCAAGAAAUAUGAGUACUGGAACACAUGUUUUGACUUCAAUAAAAGGUACACCUUUAUACAUGGCACCAGAGCUCAUUGAUGAACAGCCUUAUGACUAUAAUGCAGAUCUUUGGUCUCUAGGCUGCAUAAUGUAUGAAUUGUUGAUGGGAUCACCUCCAUUUUCCACCAAAUCAAUUUUAAAACUGAUAAGACUGAUUAGACAUGAACAAAUAACAUGGCCCACAUUUUCCUCAGAAAGCUGCAUUUGCUUUUUGAAGGGGCUUCUACAAAAAAAUCCUUCUAAGAGGAUGACCUGGGAUGAAAUCCUGAAUCACCAGUUUGUGAAAGGCCAUAUACUUAUUUCAAAAAAUUCUGCUUGUGCACCCUUAACAAAACCCCUAUCUCCAACCACAUUCCAAGCUAAGGAACAACAAAGAAAGGAGAGCAUAAAAAAUAGACAUAGGACAUUGUCCACCAAAAGUACAGACAUUCCAGAACAACCAUCUAUUCAGACAAAAUCGAACUCGUCAAAAAUAAGCAAAACGUCACAUAACUCCUCUACUGACGAAACGAUUAAAAAAUCAAUUAUUCAGGACACCAAGAAUAAUAAUAUAGUAGAAGGAUCACUCCCCAUUUGCGAAGAAAGUGAGAAAGAAAAUCUGAACAAUCCUCCUGAUUUGAAGGGAUCUGAUAACCCUCAAAAGUUGGAUGUCACAAAUACUCUACAAAAACUGACUAUCACAUCACAGGACUCAAAGAAAACUGUUGGAGAUAGUUUGGAUCAUAGCUUUACUAAGGUGAUGGGUGGAAACACUUCCAGAGUGGAUGAUGCUAGUAAGACCAUCGGAUUUAUCGAAGAUAACCAACCUAUUGAGACUGAAGAGUGGAUUGUGUUUCUACAACGUACCAUUCAGGAAGUCAUAAAUGGUGAACUAGGAUCGCUCAUGCAAUCUGGCCAGACCAACGUGUUGGUAUCUCCUUUGAGAAACCCCAAUGCCAGUUCAAAAGUAUUAAGUUUUGUGGCCAGAUUGCUAUCUAUACCGUUCGUGGUUAAAGGUGUUUCAGAAGAAUCUCUACAACAAGUCAGGAAGGUAUACCUGGAAGUGAAGUUGGUGCCGAAUUUGGUGUACGCGACCAAGCUGCUCUUCCGCGUGAAUCGUGGAGGAACCCCCUCCGAAUCACCUUCCCCCGCCAACUCCCCUUCCCCCAAUUGCCCCUAUACUUGUAGGUCCCUCUCGGAGUUGAACGCCGAAGACAUGCAGACCUUGGAGUAUAUUUUCCUACUCAUUUCGCAUUUGGUCCAUCUGGACGAUGACUUUCUGAUGCAGUUCUGUGAUGCGGUGGUGGUUCUGUCUGUUUACCACUUGUUGAACACGUUUUUGUGCAUGAUUUCCAAAUAUAAAGUGAGAAUUGUCGCAGACAUUUUGGCAAUAAUGACACAGAUCUUGAGGAAAUUACCGGAAAAUAGUGAAGUGGUGGAAAAUAUCCUGGUUACUCCGUCAUCCGACAAUCAGGAAGUAUGCCGAAUAAACUUCGUCGAUUUACUCCGACAUUCCGACUCGUUAUUGAGAGAAAGGAGUUGUUAUGUCCUACUGUUGAUGAACAAGAAUCUCGGAGAAAACUUCCUCAAAAUGUUCUGGAAUAGCGACGUGAGAGACACACUAGAAGCACUCGUUUAUGACUCGAUUGAAACAGUUCGAAAUGCCGCUGAAUUGACUGUUAUGGAGUUGAAAAACAAAGAUUAUUACACUGAUAUAAAGUGA